Molecule: messenger RNA, 1632 nt
Organism: Pyrenophora tritici-repentis Pt-1C-BFP
Lineage: Eukaryota; Fungi; Ascomycota; Dothideomycetes; Pleosporales; Pleosporaceae
Source: RefSeq, a predicted model, not a curated record
AUGCACUACCUCCUUCCUACUGCUGCAGCUGUGACCUCGCUGUUCGGCCCGGCUGUUGCAGUGACAACAAACAGAUUCAGUGUUCAUACCUCAAGUGGUACUUUGAUCGGCCAUCCAUCGUCUAACAGGACUUAUGUGACCGAAUUUCUCGGUAUCCGAUACGCGGAGGCGCCCGUGGGCGAGCUGAGGUUUGCAGCGCCGAAGAAGUACCAUGCGCCUGCAGGAACCGUCUUUGAGGCAUCCAAUUGGGUAAGUGGUAAGAAGAUUAGGGUAGUUUCCAAAUUUGCUAACAGAUCUAGUCAUCUCAAACCGCCAGUAUCUGCAUUUCCAAACUUUACAGAGCCAUCUGGUCUUCGCGUAUGGAAGAACUUUGCAGCCCAGAACAACAAUUCGGUAUCCGAAGAUUGUCUGAAGCUCAAUGUUUGGACCACGGAUACUGGCGAAUCCGACGCUAAAAAGCCAGUGCUUGUCUUUCUCCACGGAGGCCGCUUUCAGAUUCCAGGUCCUCAUAGCCCCUUCUACAACGGUCAAUAUCUUGCCGACGCUGAGGAUGUGGUGGUUGUAACGCUCAACUACCGUCUCGGCAUCUUUGGCUUCCCUGGUGCUCCUGGCAUCGAGAAGAAUGCAGCGCUCCGUGAUCAUCGUACCGCAGUGGAGUGGGUCCGCGAUAACAUCGCUGGUUUUGGAGGAGAUGCUUCGCGCAUUGUCAUCUAUGGACAAAGUGCGGGCGCUGCCGCUGUCGAUUAUUGGGCAUAUGCCUGGAAAAAUGAUCCAGUCGUUUCUGGACUUAUAUCCAUGUCAGGAACCUCGCUGAGUUUCAUUCCCAACACAGCCAAGUAUUCGCAGUCCAUAUGGUACAACGUUUCCCAGACCAUAGGCUGUGGUGGUGCUGAAGACGAUCCUGGUGCAAUAAUUGCAUGCGUUCGAGCUGCAAAUAUGUCCGCCCUUUUAGCGGCAUCAGCAAAGGUCCCAGGACUGCCCAGUGGAGCUUUGACACAAGCGACAUUCCACCCCACCGUAGACAAUAUCACGGUCUUUGCCGAUUACGAGAAACUUUCCGAGUCGGGCUCUUUUGCGAAGAUCCCAUUCUUAUCCGGCAAUGCUGACCACGAGGACGGGUGGUAUCGUAUUUCUGGAUGGGCCACCAAGCUGAACUUCACCAACACUCAGUGGGAACUUUUCACCCAGCGCGCCUUCACUUGCCCGACUGCACAUUCAGUAGGCUACAGAGUCAAGCACGAAGUGCCUACUUGGCGGUAUAGAUACCACGGCGAAUGGGACAACCUCCUUCUUUACAACAGUAGCGCAGGCCUCGGCCCUCGAGGAAGCGCAGCGUACCAUGGAUCUGAUCUGGGCUUGGUCUUUGGCACCGCCCAGGACAUCUCUGGUCUGCCAAACAGCCCUGCUGAAAAUAAGUACAUGAAGUACAUUCAGGGCGCGUGGGCUGCAUUUGCUCGAGACUCGCAAAAGGGUUUGACGCAGUAUGGAUGGCCAGAGUACAAGUCAGGCAACGCCACAUUGGUCGAGCUGGCCUACAACAACAACCUUCCAACCCAGUUUGUUGACCCAUGGAUUUAUGACAAGCCGUGUCCUGUCAGGAACGACCCUCUGCCAGGGCGAGGUGCCUUUUAG